Messenger RNA from Jatropha curcas, 1758 nucleotides. Its product is annotated as cytochrome P450 77A4. Lineage: Eukaryota; Viridiplantae; Streptophyta; Magnoliopsida; Malpighiales; Euphorbiaceae. The record is from RefSeq and is a predicted model, not a curated record. Gene Ontology annotation, cellular component: membrane. Gene Ontology annotation, molecular function: heme binding; iron ion binding; oxidoreductase activity, acting on paired donors, with incorporation or reduction of molecular oxygen, NAD(P)H as one donor, and incorporation of one atom of oxygen.
UUCGCGUAAAGCUUAUCUUCUCAAUUCUCAUCUUCUAUUUAACCAUAUCUAUAUUUUAAAUCUCGCAUACAAUCCAUCCUUAGCAAUAUGGAUAUCAUUGAUCUUCUCAUUCUUUGUUCGGCACUCAUUUUUCUCCGUUUAUGGUGGCGAUAUUGGUCCAUCACCGGUGGUGGGGCAAUUAAUCUCCCACCUGGCCCCCCAGGUUGGCCGCUAGUGGGUAACUUGUUUCAAGUUAUCCUCCAACGCCGUCCCUUCAUCUUUAUAGUACGUGAUUUACGUGAAAAGUAUGGUCCGAUUUUCACAAUGCAAAUGGGUCAACGUACUCUCGUUAUAGUAACCAGCUCUGAGUUAAUCCAUGAAGCUCUAGUCCAAAGAGGCUCCACCUUUGCUAGCAGGCCAGCAGACUCGCCUAUCCGGCUUGUAUUUAGCGUUGGAAAAUGUGCUAUUAAUUCUGCGGAAUAUGGCCCUCUCUGGCGAACUCUUCGCCGCAACUUUGUUACUGAGGUAACAAGUCCGGUGAGAAUCAAGCAGUGCAGUUGGAUAAGGCAAUGGGCAAUGGAAAAUCACAUGGAAAGGAUAAAAAGGGAGGCUUUUGAAAAUGGGUCUGUUGAGGUUAUGAGCAAUUGCAGGCUCACUAUAUGCAGCAUUCUAAUAUGCAUUUGCUUUGGAGCAAGAAUCUCUGAAGAUAGAAUCAAGCAUAUAGAAGCUGUACUAAAAGAGGUUAUGCUAAUGACAACCCCAAAGCUACCAGAUUUCUUGCCAGUCCUUGCUCCUUUGUUUCGCAGACAAAUGAAAGAAGCCAAAGAACUAAGGAGAAAGCAGAUGGAGUGUUUGUUUCCAUUGAUAAGAAACAGGAGAGCCUUUAUUGAAAAAGGCGGAAACCCUAAUGAGGAGAUGGCGAGUCCAGUUGGUGCAGCUUAUAUAGACUCGUUGUUUGAGCUAAAACCAGCUAAUAGAGGCCAAUUAGGGGAGGAAGAAUUUGUGACACUCUGCUCCGAGGUUAUCAGUGCAGGAACUGACACUAGUGCAACAACCAUUGAAUGGGCGCUGCUUCAUUUGGUGCAAAACCAAGAAAUUCAAGAAAAGUUGUACAAGGAAAUUGUUGAAUGUGUAGGUAAAGACGGAGUGGUAAAAGAAGAGGAUGUUGAGAAAAUGCGUUAUCUUGGAGCUGUUGUUAAAGAAACUCUCCGGCGGCACCCACCCAGCCAUUUCUUGUUAUCUCAUGCUGCAACGAAGGAGACAGAGCUUGGUGGCUACACAAUUCCGGCAGGUGUUAACGUGGAGCUUUAUACUGCAUGGGUGACUGAAGAUCCGGAAAUGUGGGAGGAUCCGAGAGAGUUCCGACCUGAGAGGUUCUUGAAAGGUGAUGGGGUUGAUGUGGAUCUGACCGGAACUCGUGGGUUGAAGAUGGUGCCAUUUGGAGCCGGACGGCGUAUUUGCCCAGCUUGGAGUCUGGGUACUUUACACGUGAAUUUGUUGCUGGCUAGGAUGAUACAGGCUUUCAAGUGGUUGCCGGAUCCGCAUUCUCCACCGGACCCAACUGAGGCUUUUGCUUUCACUGUUGUGAUGAAGAAUCCAUUAAAGGCUGUGAUCUUGCCCAGAUCAUGAAUUGGAAAUUAAUUUGGUUUUAUGCUUUAUGUGUCGCAGUUGCUGAAUUAAUUAGUCCUAUUAGUCUUUGUUCACUGCCUAAUAAUUAUAAGUUUAAUGAUUAAGAACACUCAAAUUUUAGUAAAUUAAGCAUUUAAAAGGUUAUUUCAA